AUGCCGCCCAACGGGGGAGACGCAGCGGCCACCUCUGUGCGCAGCCGGCCAUUACUGAACUACAAGGACUUGGGGUUGAGUACGCAGAAUCGAAAGGUCCGCUUCACCUGUGUGCAUGCCUCUGAGAACUUCAUUGCCUGCGGCGGCAAUAAUGGCAGCGUCUAUCUGUACGCAACGUCGGCGACGGGCCGUAGCGAGGGCGAUCGAACGUCGGCCAAGUACCACUUGGUCAAGACGAUCUCUCCGCCCAGCAAAGAUCGCGUGGCAGUCACGUGUCUGAGCAUCUGCCCGCUGCAAAAACGUCUUGUAGUUGGCACCAUGCGCGGCGUCGUGUACGCUAUACAGCUGUCAGACUACCACAAGAUCGGUGAGAAGGUCGAGUUCUCGCACGACUUCCAUGCAGGCUUCCCCAUCACCUGCUUCUUGUGGGACAGGCGCGGCACAAGGCUCUUCUCGGCUUGCAACGCAGGUCUCGUGUGUCAAACUGUGCUCCGUGCUGGCGUUUCAGCAAUCUUCGGCAGCACAGACACUGAGCUAUUGCUGAAGGAAGAGACCGGCAUUGUACAGCUAGAUAUUGCGAAAAGCGAGCGGUCUUAUAUUCUGAUGGUGUCGUCCCAGCUGCGAGUGUUGCUGUUGAACCUUUCGGCUGGAGAUGGAAGCGCUGUCCAGAUCGGCACGAAGGCGCGGCAAGGAUCGUAUGGCGCGUGCUUCUUCACCAGUUUAAACGUCGAAGCGAUUGAUCCAUCGAAAAAGCGGGAGAUCAGAGUGUUUUCGUCACGACCAGGUCGGCGAUUGUGGGUUGCUGAUCCCCAAUCAGGAACAGUCUCGUCCACCUUGAAAUUCUCGCUGAGCAAGAACCCUACGCAGUUUCUGCGGAGUCCGGAGUGUGCAAUGGAAGAAGGAAUUCAACCUAGGAAUUUGUCAAUUAACAAGCUUGAGCGCUUCCAGUUCGUGCAAGAUCCUCCCUAUGCACCACGAGAUGUGAAAGAUGCGACCACAUUGCUAGUGAGCUGGAGCGUGGGAUCCAGUGUGCUGUUCUUCCUGGACCCCUUUGCAGUUGACAUUGUUGAGUGGCAUCUGGAUUUGGGCAUCAUCCACGAUUUAAAGAUUAUCGACGAAACUACGCUAGUUGUCCUCCAUGGUGAUGCCCCAAAGGUGUCUUUGAUUCAGUCCUGCUCGGCAGAUCAGUUCCUUCAGAUUUAUGGUGCCGACGACAUGAAGAAAGCUGUUGAGCUUGCAGUCGAGUUUAACCUGAAUGAUGCCCCCGUAGUGGAAUCAUUGCACGCUCAAUGGCUGGCCUUUUUGGAUAAAACUGGUGCAAAAUCCGGAGAAUACGGCGAGCUAACUGCUUCUCUUAAGGCCCUUGUGGGCAAAACAAAGGCAGUGGAAGAGGAAUACAGGGUGGCAGUUGAGUCUGGCCUGCCUACUCCGACCGAUUCACAGCCGUUGCAAGUCAUCUUUAAGCAGCGUCCGCAGCAAUCAGUGUCGGCAGCAGCUACCGCGACAAGUGAUUUGUUUGCAGGUCAGAGCGACUCCACAGAAGUGACGCUGGGGACUGGCAGCGCUCUGCACAAGCCUAUCGAGUACUUUGAUGUGUUGGCGCCAUCAGUUCAAUCGUACUCCAAAAGUAUUUGCGCACCUGAUGGUUCCUUCAUGGAAGCAAGACUGAUGGAUAUUCCGGUGCUACCGCGGUCCAACGUCGUGCUUGCUGACGAUUUCCGUGAGAAUUUUAUGGAGGAGGUCAUGGAGGAGGUGAAACGAUCCGAGCUAGUACGAAUUGAGGAAGGUGCCAUGAAUAUGAACCUCCUACCGGUACUAAAAGAUGGCUCAACAGCGGCAGCCAAGGCGUUUUCAACCUUUAUCCCGGGCAGCAGCAUGCUUACGCACCUAAUGGACGGGUCUAUGAUUACUGAUCCAUUUGGACGCUCGGACGCCUCGGGGAUCUUUAACGACUUUCCUGACUUUGAUGGCGACGAGCUUGUAAUCGACCCGGAUCCGAGAAUUUUUCAGCGUCGAUAUACACAUGGCCAGAGGCUCAAAACUGACACGAAUGAGUGCUCUGUACUGCGGAUAGCAAUGUCAACGAUUGGAGAAGCAGACGAAAGCAAUCUCGACACAGAAGUGCUGCUGGAGGCGAUUGCGAUGGAUAUUUGGGACACAGAUCUCAAGUACACAUCCAAUCUACCCAUUAGUGAACAGCUGAACCUCCCGGAAAACGUAAUCCAGCCACGCGAGUCAAAACCAGCUCUGAUCGAGCCUUUGAAGGUGCAGACGUCUAUAUCCACAGCGUCGUCGUCUGGCGCCUCCACGCCUGUCAACAAGGUCAAGCAGCGCCUUGUGCAUCGCGCAUCAAUGUCUCCAGAUGCAAGCCGGGCAGCCCAGCGUGCGAUCCAGAAGCAUUUUGGGGCAACACCCAAUUGUGAAAUUAAGCUGAAGUGUAUGGUAGGCGGUCGGAUUGCUGUCUCACCAGAGCUGGAGCCCACCAUUCGACGUGAUGUCGCCGAACUAGCUUCAGAGCUUCAUGCAGCUUCAGCUACCGCCGAGAAAACAAAGCAUCUCGCACGGAGACUUUGGCCAGCAUCUGGAAUUACACGGGUAUGCGCAUGUCUCACCAGUUUGUACCUGCUUCAGGGCGACAUGAAUCAAGUGCAGGUGACAAUUAGCGCGUGGCUGAACUGCUUCGACCCUAAUGCGCAGCAGGAGGGCCCAGAAGGAAACGAAGACUCUAUCGAAAACAAGAGUGAGCUCAAUAAUGCACCUGCAGCUGCAAGUGGAUUUGCCCGUGGCGAGGCUCUUUUGGAUGGCGAUGGCUUGCCGCUGACGAGAGGUGACUGGAACCUGGUGCGAACACUGAUGUCAAUUUACUUUGCGAUUUGGGCUGCUGGAUCAAAGUUGCAUUUGCACCCUUUGAACCAGAAGGACCACCCUAAUGGCGAGUUUUGUAGAUUAUACGAAAGCGAGAUGGGGAUAACGAUGACAUUGGAGCCGCGCUAUCAAUGGGGUAGUGACGACGAGACUGAGUCAGCCACAUCAGAGGAAGCCGAGGCGUUCGUAGCCAAAUAUGGUGUGUAUAUCAACCCGGACCUUGCUGCAGAAGUGUGCAACCUUCGUCAGUUUACAGGUGCAUUGAAGAUUGUGCUGGAUGAGGUCGUCUCCAGUGCCGACAUGGAUGAGACGUGUGGCGACAUUGUGAGUUGGAUCUCGGAGAAGGAGAGUGGCAAAGCUUUCUCAACGUUGAAAGAGCGGGAUUCUCUGUGUCUUUUGUUGCACUUGCUGGACAUCUUGUUGAAGAAAUGUCCUCAGGAAACUAUCGAGUUGUGUGUAAGUAAGUAUCCCGUGUUGUAUCCGUGGAAUAUCGAGCAAGCGUUGUUCGGAGUAAACCUUGAUUGGGAUGCAGUCGAUGAAAGCAAAGAUGGCAUUCGUGAGAUCUACAAGCCAGCGACGGUGAGCCAGACGUCGAAAUACUUCCGAUAUCUUGUGCGACUUCUUGCAGAGAAAGGUGACGAAGCUGGUAAAGAUGCACAAGUUGUUAGCAGAUGCUUGGAGUUGUGCUUUGCAAGCGAUGCGGUCGUAGGCGACCUGUUCGAUCACGAAGAGAGGCCUAGUCGAAUUGCGUGGGUUGCGGCACUUAUUCGCCAACCUGAUAGGUUCACGUAUGACCGUUCGAAGUGCUGGAAAAUGUUUGCAGAGAACAAUGCAUUUUCUGCUCUCAUGGAGUUGACGAUGUUGUCCUUACGAGACGAAAGCGAUGAGACUGCGCUUGAACGAGGACUCGCUGAACUCUCGGAGUUGAUGACACUUAUUACGAGCAGUAACGAGCUGGUCGUGCUCGACGCAGUGUUUGAACGAGUGGCAGUUCUACCGCACAACUCGGAGGAGUGUCUCUCCAGGAUCCUGGGUCAAAUGCAAGCGUCUGUGUCAAUCGAGAAUCGCAACGAACGACUGUGCUCUGCAGUGAUCCACGCACUGUUGAACUCGGUGGAUCUUGGAUACGGCAUGCGUCUUCUUGCUCGCUUUCCAAUUCUCUUCGCUGCUGCACCACUACAAACUUAUCACACGAUUGUGGAAACGCACGUGCUGACAGAGCGUCAGAAACAUGAAAUCUUGCAGAUUUUAGAGAUCGUGGACACCAACGUGUGGGCAUCGUACAAGGAGGACGUUUCAGCUACAAGCUCGGUGUCUUUUGCUCCACAGCUUACUGCUAUCCUGCAGCUUGAGAUGAGUGCGCUGUUUCCGGCUAUGAACCGAGAGCAAUACGAGCUGUGGGAGACCAAAUGCAAGCAGUAUGAUGAAGAGACGAAGUCACACAGACGAAGUAAGGUGGAGGAAACAGGUAUCGACAUCGGGUCUCUCUGCAGGCCGAUUAGCCCUCCACUUGGUACGAACCGCGGUACUGGAUCGCGGAUGUCUUUGGUUGCAGCUCCGAUGGCUUGCCGGUCGUUUGAGUAUCGGAAUAGUGACUGGGGUGGCGAAGUGCAGCUACAUGACUCCACGUGCGGAACAUGUGAUCUCCCAGUGGUGAUUAUCAGUGACAACAACACCAAUCUGGACGUGAUACUUCUUCCGUGUGGACAUGCCUUUCACGAGAACUGCUUGGAAGAGAAUUCGUGUCCAGUUUGUUUAGAAGCCAAUCUGAGCACGUUGGACUGCUUUUAAAGAAUAAUGUCGCCAUAGGUACAGGUGAAUUAGUUAGAUGGGACGCACUUUGAAGUAUAUGCUGUUGCUGAAUAUUGUUACUGGAGUCUAGUACGUGAGUGCUAAUGUUGAGGACUCGUUUGAGGCUGGUUCGACGAUUUUUUCCCGCGCUUGCCCCGAUUCACGAUGAGACCCACCAAUUUCUUUCGCAUUUGGCGGUCAAUCACGGUUUCCUCGUCCGCUAAGUCUCCAGCUGCCCCUGCGUUGGUGAUGUCUCCAGCCUCAUCGUUAUUGUAAGUACCGUCGUGUCCAGAAGUAUGGCCAGCACGUCGAACCGAAGAAACUUUCGGCUCCUCCCCGGGAAGCAAAAGAAAUGAGGAUCUGACGACGCUCGAUCGUGACUUGGGACGUACACGAACAUUGGCUGGUGACGCAGUGGUUGACGCCAUACGCAAGAUGAAAUGCAUUUCUGUCUCGGAGGAUGCAGGAGCACGCACAGAGUUCUGGUGAACUCCAGGCUUAUCGUCUGUGGUUGGAGCGCCGCCAGUGAGUACAGACCCUGAUCCGGAACUGUUGGGGUUUGUCGUCGUCUCGGAUCGAUGCAGCUCACGCUCGGCUUUUUCGCGAUUGAUGACAUCCAAGACGCGGUUAAGCUUCUGCUCUAUGAUGUGCAGUAAAUCCGGCGUGGGCGUCUCUAUUGCUCGACUGAGUUCGUGCUGGUCGUCGUAAUCCAGAGAUCCGUGCACCGUGCUGAGCUUGGUAAGACACUUCAGCAUACACGCACGAAAAGCGUCCAUGAGGACAUUAGCGCGGUUGCACUU
Molecule: messenger RNA, 5456 nt
Organism: Phytophthora infestans T30-4
Lineage: Eukaryota; Oomycota; Peronosporomycetes; Peronosporales; Peronosporaceae
Exons: 9
Coding region: 1-4656 (1551 amino acids)
Molecular function (GO): protein binding
Source: RefSeq, a predicted model, not a curated record